Panicum virgatum (switchgrass) is the source of this 1333-nucleotide messenger RNA. RefSeq lists its product as uncharacterized. The record is from RefSeq and is a predicted model, not a curated record. The transcript is spliced from 5 exons. Lineage: Eukaryota; Viridiplantae; Streptophyta; Magnoliopsida; Poales; Poaceae. Bases 499 to 810 code for a protein of 103 amino acids.
GGGGGGGGGGGGCAGCCCCCAGAAAGGGCAAGGGACUUCUGCCACUAAUGCCUUGACAACAUUGAGUGCUUUAGUGGUACAUCCAGUCCCCAAGCUAGUGAAGAGGGGGAAGCUCCCGAUCAAGCGGGCAACCCACGGACCUUGGAUUGGGGGACGCUGGAGACAUCAUGUCCUCUCCAGCCCCCAAGACUGCUGCAGCAGCUCCCCAGGGCGCCGCUCCCCAACAACCAGGCCAUUGAUGAGCUGAUCAUCUCUCUUGUCAGGGAUUCUCCCGCCAAGGAGACGGAAGGAGCUCCGUCCUGGGGAGAUGGUCAACUCCAGUCAACAGAAAUCCUCACAGGUCCAGCGUCCCAAGAAGUAAUCUUGGAGUGCACCAUCAAGGACGCUGGACCCAAAGAUGGGGAGAAGACUUCGCUGGCCGUGAACGAGAGUGCUUCAAUUGCUCCUGCACAAAGGCCACCACUACCAGCGGACAAGAUCAAGCUUGUAUAAGAGAACAUGGCGCAAUGCCAAAAAUUCAUUCAAGAGAACGUGGCUGAAUGCCAGAAGCCUCUGGCAGAUAUUGCCGAACAAGAAGGCGCCAGGUUCCAGGAGAUCGACAAGUUCGAGAUUGAACAGAGCCAAGAGUCUUGCCUCCUGAAAGAACAAGUGGCAAAACUUGCGGAGGACAAGAAAGCUCUCGAGGAGAGAUAUAAGUCAUUGCAAGAGAAGAGCAAAGCCAGCGCCAAGAAACAGAAAGAACUCAAAAAGUUGUUAGAAACUCAUGAGGAUGUGGUGACUGACUUAAAAGCUUCUUAUGUAUCAUUAUGAAGAAGGACUUCGACAAACAGCUUGUUGAGAUGCUGCAGCAUGUCAAGGAUCUAGCUGCCGAGAUAGAUCUCUUAAAGAAAGAACUCGACGAGCUGAAAGUCGCUGCUCAAGCUGUUGUAGACAUGGUCGAGCCAACUGAGGAAGAUACUGGAACACCUGGAACCCCAUUGGAGUGUCUGCAAAGGGCUCCACAAGGGAUUGUAAAGUAUUGCUCGAAUACCACCCGUCAGUAAAUCUGGCCCCUCUUGGAGAUGGCGUGAACAUCGAUUGUGUCGAGGACACAUUCGCCGGGCUCGUAGAGGAGGUUAAGCUAGUGUCUGAAAAAUUGUCGACAGCCUGGAGCAGGAGUCCUAGAUAUUCUCAUGUUGAUGUAAUGGUUUGAUGUACACUGGGUACAAUUUGGCCAUGUGUGCCACAAACUUAUCUUGAUGUGUACAAACUAAUGUUGCUUUGUAUGUGAUCUUGAUGUAUAUAUGUUUGUAUGCACAUUUGUUUUGUUCAAUAACCAUAUGAUGUGGAAAUC